UUUGCAUCAGUAAACCCCUAAACUACAUAGGGUAUAUAAAUCAACACCCUCCAAACCCUAAACUUUAGAAACUUCCCAGCCUCCCUCACUCGUACAAAAUUCUGAGACUCGAAGAUCUUCAAACCUCGUUCCAGGGAUGGCUCCAAAACAGCCAAAUACUGGUCUCUUUGUGGGUUUGAACAGAGGUCAUAUUGUAACUAAGAAGGAGUUGGCGCCGCGCCCAUCCGAUCGCAAAGGGAAAACCAGCAAGAGGGUUCACUUUGUGAGGAGUUUGAUAAGGGAAGUAGCUGGAUUUGCCCCUUAUGAAAAGAGAAUCACCGAACUUUUGAAAGUUGGAAAAGAUAAGCGUGCCUUGAAAUUGGCCAAGAGGAAAUUGGGUACACACAAGAGGGCAAAGAGGAAGCGUGAGGAGAUGUCCAAUGUGCUGCGAAAGAUGAGGUCUGCUGGAGGAGGAGAUAAGAAGAAGUGAAGUCUGUGUUGUGUUUGAUGAUCCUGCAAAAUAUCUUGUAGGAGCCUUGAGUUUUGAAUGCUUAAAAGUUGGAAGUAACUUUUUUAGAGAUUUUGUUUAUCCAUCCAAUAUUCCUUGAGUAUUACUGUUUUACAAUAUUGGAACCCAUUCAAACCUUUUUCUGUUUGUAAUCAAUGACAAUGGUUAAUGUAGGUAUUACAGUGACUAUAAUUCCAAUGGCGCUUCAUUAUUUUCUUUU
Messenger RNA from Beta vulgaris subsp. vulgaris (sugar beet), 707 nucleotides. Its product is annotated as 60S ribosomal protein L36-2. The transcript is spliced from 4 exons. Gene Ontology annotation, molecular function: structural constituent of ribosome. Gene Ontology annotation, biological process: cytoplasmic translation. Lineage: Eukaryota; Viridiplantae; Streptophyta; Magnoliopsida; Caryophyllales; Amaranthaceae. Gene Ontology annotation, cellular component: cytosolic large ribosomal subunit; ribosome. The record is from RefSeq and is a predicted model, not a curated record. Bases 137 to 469 code for a protein of 110 amino acids.